Notodromas monacha is the source of this 3445-nucleotide messenger RNA. Lineage: Eukaryota; Metazoa; Arthropoda; Ostracoda; Podocopida; Cyprididae. The record is from the annotation of a GenBank genome assembly.
UUUUCUUCUCCUUUACAGGUUUUGUUAAAAAGUGUUUUCCAUUGGAAAAGAUGGGGGCGUUAUUUCGAAGCGAGGAGAUGAGCUUAUGUCAGCUCUUUCUCCAGAGCGAAGCUGCGUAUGCGUGUGUUUCGGAAUUGGGAGAACUUGGACUGGUUCAGUUCCGUGAUUUGAAUCCGGAUGUCAAUGCAUUUCAACGUAAAUUCGUCAACGAAGUUCGCCGUUGCGAUGAAAUGGAACGCAAACUCCGCUUUUUGGAGAAGGAGAUUAAGAAAGAUGACAUCCCUGUUCUGGAUACUGGGGAGAAUCCCGAAGCUCCGCAGCCCAGGGAGAUGAUCGAUAUGGAGAUGCAAAUAUUCAUUGAUUGCACAUUCCAGGCGACUUUCGAGAAACUGGAGAACGAGUUGAAGGAAGUGAACAACAACGCGGAAGCCCUGAAGAAGAACUACUUGGAGCUGACCGAACUGAAGCAUAUUUUGCGCAAGACGCAAGUCUUCUUCGAUGAGCGAGACACUGAAGAAAGCAGCGAAAUCAGAAAAUCGUUGAUUACAACUGAUGCUGUGGGCGGUGCACCUACAGGCCAACUCGGUUUCGUUGCUGGUGUUAUUAACCGUGAACGGUUGCCUGCUUUUGAGCGUAUGCUGUGGCGUGCCUGCCGUGGUAAUGUCUACUUGAAGACGGCUGAAAUUGAUUCUCCUUUGGAAGAACCUUCUAAUGGAGACCAGGUUUACAAGACCGUCUUCAUCAUCUUCUUCCAAGGCGAGCAGCUGAAAACUCGCGUGAAGAAGAUCUGCGAAGGGUUCAGGGCAACUCUGUACCCAUGCCCUGAUACUCCUUCGGAUCGUCGCGAAAUGGCCAUGGGUGUCAUGACUCGAAUUGAGGACUUGAACACGGUGUUGAGGCAAACACAAGAUCAUCGCCAUCGUGUGUUGGUUGCUGCGGCGAAGAAUAUCAGGAAUUGGUUCAUCAAAGUCCGGAAGAUCAAAGCGAUUUACCACACCUUGAAUUUGUUUAAUUUGGACGUCACGCAGAAAUGUUUGAUUGCCGAAUGCUGGGUUCCCGUCGCUGACAUGGAAACCAUUCAGCUUGCCCUUCGUCGAGGGACUGAGAGAAGUGGAAGCACUGUUUCGCCCAUCUUGAACAUGAUGACAACAAAAGAAGCUCCACCAACCUACAACCGCACAAAUAAGUUCACGCAGGGUUUCCAGAACUUGAUCGACGCAUACGGUGUUUCCACUUACCGUGAAGUCAAUCCAGCUCCGUAUGCCGUCAUCACUUUCCCGUUCCUUUUCGCUGUUAUGUUCGGCGAUAUUGGACACGGACUGAUCAUGUUCUUGGCUGCACUCUAUAUGGUUUGGAAAGAGAAGCCCCUGCAAGCCCAGAAGAUUCAGAACGAGAUUUUCACGAUGUUCUUCGGAGGGCGUUACAUCAUUCUUUUGAUGGGAUUUUUCUCCAUCUACACCGGAUUGAUGUACAACGACAUCUUUUCGAAAUCGCUGAACAUCUUCGGAUCAUCUUUCACGGCUGAGCAUAUUCCGUUGAACGAUAUCAAGAGCCACGAGGUUCUACAGUUGAACCCCAAUUCGACUGCCCAGCAGUAUACCAACAAGCCAUAUCCCAUUGGCAUUGAUCCUGUUUGGCAAUUGUCCGCCAACAAAAUCUCGUUCUUGAACUCGUACAAGAUGAAGAACUCCAUCGUUUUGGGUGUUGCCCAGAUGCUGUUUGGUGUCAUGCUCUCUUUGUGGAACCACACGUAUUUCAAGCGUCCUCUGAACAUCUACUGCGAGUUCAUCCCGCAAAUUUUGUUCUUGCUGUCACUUUUCGGCUAUCUGGUCAUCCUCGUGUUCUUCAAGUGGGUCUGGUAUAGCGCAGACACAGCUGGUUGUGCACCAUCCAUCCUCAUUACCCUCAUCAACAUGGUACUGAUGAAGGACAAUGAAGUUCCUGGAUGUCCGUCGACGGUUUACGCUGGACAGCAACAAUUCCAACAAUUCCUGGUGCUGAUCGCGUUCCUCUGCGUUCCCUGGAUGCUGUUGGUGAAACCUUUCGUGCUGUUUCGACAGAAUAGCGCCCGCGUCCGUGCAAGAGCAAAUGGAGUCAAUUCGACGUUGGCGGCGGAAGAAGGGGUUGUUGCUACCGAUCCGCAUUCUUCUGGAGGCCAUGGAGAACACGGUGAUGAGGAGUUCGAAUUUGGAGAGGUUUUCGUUCACCAAGCCAUCCAUACCAUUGAAUACGCCCUCGGGUCAAUCUCUCACACUGCUUCUUACUUGCGUCUUUGGGCCUUGUCACUCGCCCAUGCCCAGCUGUCUGAAGUGCUGUGGGGAAUGGUUUUGUCCCUGGGACUGCAAAUGGAAGGCUGGUGGGGCGGGAUCAUCCUCUACGUGCUGUUUGCCUUCUGGGCUGUUCUCACCGUCGGGGUUUUGGUCUUGAUGGAAGGCCUGUCUGCUUUCCUGCACACACUUCGUCUCCACUGUCUUGUACUCCCCAUGGUCGAAUUUCAGAGCAAGUUCUAUGACGGCAACGGAUAUGCAUUCAUGCCCUUCUCCUUCGAAGUCAUCCUGGAGGCCGCUCGAGCUGCUGAUGAAUAAACGAACAAUUCAGGCGUUUCCGUAACAACAAAAUUCGAUUCGACGAACAAGGUUAAAAACCCUUUCGAGGAUAAAAGGAUGUGGAUUCCCCUUCUUUCCUGGACGAAGCCUCUUCGUCUGGGUAGGGGGGUGGUUCUCCGCGGAUGUCAAUUUCAUGGUUCAUCGCUUCAGGUUACAUUCCCCUUCCGUAUAUAUCGCUUUCAACGUGCCAUAGACGUUUUUGAGCCUUUCGAUGUGCUUUCGAUGUGGAAUUACGGUGUUAUUCUUAGCAAGUUACGGGAUUUCAUUUGAAUUUUUUCUGGGGAAGAUCAUCCACUGAUCAUCAGUUUAAUUACGGCGUGUUGAUUCAGUCUUCUAUGAAAAUUUCGAUAUUUUCUGACUUUUGUUCUGGGGCUUUUUUCGGACUAGUUCUGUUGCACUUGAUUUCAAAAUCGGGAAUAUGUAUUACGCUUGGAGCUUUCUUGAAACGUAUUUGCAAUUUUUUCGGAUGAGUAAUGUGGAAUCUCUUCGUAAUUUUACUGUUUUUGCCGCCGAAUCUUUCAUUAUAUUUCUUUUGCCGAAUUUUCUGAACUUCUUUAAGUUGCUAUCCCGUGGCUUCUUUUUAUUGCAUUCGACUUUCGAAAGCCAAAAAUAUUUACUACUCAUAACGUACGCAUCAACGAUGUAGAAUAUGUCUCUGAAUGGUUAAUUUUGGAGCCUCGAAAAUGUUGAAAUACUUGUCGAGACUUGUUCCUUUUUCAUCUUAUUCGAUAUUCAUUGAGCAUCUCAUGUUUGUCAAGAAUAUGCUAUGUCAUUCUUUCCUGUCCUAGCCGCUGUUGAUGAAAAACCCGUCGUAGUAGUAAUAAAAGCUUCAGAUCGCA